AUGCCAACGUUGACUUCGAUGUUGCCCACUGCCGGCUUGUUCUUACCGGAAACACUGCAUCGGGCUGACCUCCCCACGCAAGCGCCUACGGAGACCGAAGGAACGAGGCUGAAGUACUUCCAACGCAAGAUCGGGCGGCCGAAGCAGGAGCCUAGGAACUCUGAGGACCGGCGGCCGUCAACCGCUAUUCCAAGGGAAACGCCCGAUGACAACUUAUGCGACUUUCCAGCGAUACCGACUACCUACUACUUUGCGGACUAUGUCCUCACCACCGAGAAGGCUUCUGCGGAUACCAUCGCUUUCGUGAGCAUCAUCCAACAAGUGCGACAAGACAUCGAUGAGGCGACGCGCCUUUUCAUCUCAUCUGCGGUUUCGAAUUUCCUGGAUGCUUACCCAAAUAAGCGGAGAUGGAUCGAGACUUCUUUGCUCGAGGUGCGGCGUGCUCUUAACGAAAUCGGCAUGGAUAUGGACAAAGCCUGGGGCCAUGAUGGAGAUGGCGGCACAGCUGCAUCGAAGCUCAAGCUUGAGUGGGGUCUAAGAAACCAGAAAAAACUUCUGAAGAAGAAGCAGCUGUUAGAUCAGUGCCACGCUCAGUUGACCGGUGCUAUCUACGUCAUGCAAACAGCAGAACUCUGUGGAAAGCCUGGUGCUAUCGCGGAAACACCCAUUUUCGAGGCUCCGGUACGACCUUGGGUACCUCAUGAUGAGAAAGACGCGCUACGUGGACCUUAUUCGAGGCAGAAAUACCGGACGAAUCAAGCGAAUGUCUCCGCAUCAAGUGUUACACUGGCGUCUGAAGCUGGAAAAGACGACGUCGAAAACGGUCUACCAAACAUCGCAACCAAGACUACUGCAGCUCAGCCAUCGCCCCGCCAGCUUCCUACAACUAGCGAAGGCCUGCCGCAACCACCACAACAUGAAAAGGGGGAUACGGAUGCGCCGUCGAUGUAUGAGGGCGACUCGAGCCUGCGACGAAAUAGCUUUGCCUCUGUGGAGCGUACAUCGUCGCCUAUGUCUCACUAUGCAACAUCUAUACACACUCUGCGAUCGCCCAGUGCUCUUGUCAACGUUACCACUUUCACCGACGACGAGCCAGUUCGUCGUCCAAGUAGCCAGCGGCCGUCACAGCGCAUGUCAAAAAGGCUGUCUCAAACGUCAAGUAGCAGAUCUUUCAACGCAACACCGUCACCCACAAUCACCACCGUCGCUGAAACUACAACAACACCCGGUACGGAGGAGGAGGCGACUACCCUUCCGGUAACUGCUCCGUCUUAUCCUCCGCCACCGCCGCCCCAGAUCAUCACCCCAGAAAUCUCGCAGCCCAUACUUGCCAGCCCAACGGAGACGCCAGAGGAGCUAGAUGAUGACGACGUCGUGCUCUCCGUUCUUCAGCAACGCCUUGCCAGCCCAACAGAGAUGCCGGUGGAACUAGACGGUGACGACGUCGUGCUCUCAGUCCUUCAGCAGCGACUUCGCAGCCACAAAAUCGUCAAGACGAUGGCGGAAGACUUGGUGCGACAGGCUUCCACUACAGAAGCGGCGCAACCGAUAACCGAUACGCAACAAGCCAUACUUUCACCACCCGUAUUGCACGAGCAACCGAUUCCCACACCGAAACAAGAGUUGCGCGUGGAGGUACCACCCACUACCUCAUCAGUCUCAGUUCAGGUAGAGAUACCUCCUCCCGUUCCGUCUGUUCCAGUACAGGUAGAGAGUCUCCCAGCGCCUUCCAACGAAAGUCAGAACGGAGAUGCUCCGAAGAAGCCCAUGUCAGCGCAGGCUAAGCGAAGAGCUGCACACGCAAGGAGGAUGCAACUAGCUUUUGGUGACGAUACGACGGCUUGA
Alternaria novae-zelandiae is the source of this 1845-nucleotide messenger RNA. RefSeq lists its product as uncharacterized. The transcript has 2 exons. The coding region runs from base 1 to 1845 and encodes 614 amino acids. The record is from RefSeq and is a predicted model, not a curated record. Lineage: Eukaryota; Fungi; Ascomycota; Dothideomycetes; Pleosporales; Pleosporaceae.